This is a messenger RNA of Penicillium subrubescens, 1062 nucleotides long. Its product is annotated as phosphotransferase family protein. The transcript has 3 exons. The record is from RefSeq and is a predicted model, not a curated record. Lineage: Eukaryota; Fungi; Ascomycota; Eurotiomycetes; Eurotiales; Aspergillaceae. Bases 1 to 1062 code for a protein of 353 amino acids.
AUGAGUUUUGACGAUGUCGCAUGGGUAAAGAGCGAGCAAAUUGUCGACAACUGGAUCUACCAACCUGUGGAUUUUACAGUGAUUGGUAAGGGUGGUUACAAUAUCUCCUUCCGAAUGGAGUUCGAAGAUGCUCCAGCGGCGGUGAUACGCUACCCUCUGCCUGCGACCCUUCGAUUUCCCAAUGAGAAGAUCUGGAAUGAGGUCGCUGUCAUGAGCUAUCUCAGAGAACACACUUCAAUCCCGGUUCCGCGGGUAUUCCAUCGAGGAAGAGCAGAAGAAAGUCAACUGUCAAUGAGACCAUUCAUCAUAAUGGAGUAUGCCAGACAUGACUCCACGAUGUAUGCCUCGUUGAACACGCCCGGACGCCCGACAAAUCUACGCGGAAUCCUCGAUCCUGGUAUCGCAGAGGAGAAAUUGGAGAUGCUGUAUCGUCAGCUCGCAGACAUUCUUCGGGAGCUUCCCAUGCUGACUUUUUCUCGAACAGGGUCGCUUCAUCAAAAGGACGAGUCGAGGUGGGAAGUGGCAUACCGACCCCUGACACUCAACAUGGAGCAAAUGGUUGUUACAGGAACUUUGCCUCCAACACAUUUGCCGGAUCCAGAUGCGACUUUCGCAACUUCAGCUUCAUAUUUACAGUCUGUCGCAGAAUCAUUCGUCCAACAUCUCCAUCACCAGAGAAACAACGCGAUCGAGUCUGCGGACGACUGUCGGCGAAAGACAGCUGGGAGAGCGGAGAUCUUUGGUCCGACAAAUGACCCCGAAAAUGACUGGAAGGAGAGACUUGCCCUGUUGAGCGACGACGAUCAUGCUGAGAUGGAGAAACUUGUGAUCCGGAAGCUUGGAGAGAUGAAAAACAGAGAGCUUGCAUGGGACUGCGACGAGUACACUCGCUUUCUUUCCGAUGCUAUGAAAAAUGAUCAUGAGUGCAACGUGAGUGAGGUUACGAAUGACCCAUCCGAGCAUUCACUUGAAUCAGCCCAUUCGAUGGCCAUGUUCCAAGGUAUCCUCGAUUUCGCGGCCAAGAAGAACACCACAGCUGCGACUGGAACCACAAGGACUUAG